This is a messenger RNA of Colletotrichum godetiae, 1155 nucleotides long. Its product is annotated as glycoside hydrolase family 28 protein. Gene Ontology annotation, biological process: carbohydrate metabolic process. The transcript has 5 exons. Gene Ontology annotation, molecular function: polygalacturonase activity. The record is from RefSeq and is a predicted model, not a curated record. NCBI's taxonomy places the organism in Eukaryota, Fungi, Ascomycota, Sordariomycetes, Glomerellales, Glomerellaceae. Bases 1 to 1155 code for a protein of 384 amino acids.
AUGUCGGUUGCCGCGAUGCUUCCCAAUUUUGCCAACAAUGACGGUUCCGAUGAUUCACCAGCCAUCCUCGCAGCCUUCAAGGAGUGCCGCAAGAAUCGCCGGAUCAUAUUCUCCAACACGACGUACAACAUUCAGAAGAUGAUGACCACGACUGACCUGGAGAACACCCAGAUCGAGAUCCAUGGGACGUUGCUGUGGAGCAAAGACACCGACUAUUGGCUCAGCAACCCACAGCCGACCGGUUUCCAGAAUGGUUCUGCGGCGUGGUUCCUAGGCGGAAAGAAUGUCACAGUCGAUGGUUUCGGGUACGGGACCUUGGAUGGCAACGGACAGACAUGGUACAACUUAGUCAAGGGCCAGUCCAAUUACCCUGACCGCCCUCAUGCCCUAGCAAUCUGGAAAGCCUCAGACAUGACGGUCAGAAACGUCCGCAUGGUCCAGAGCCAGAUGUGGGCCAUGGCAAUCAUGCACUCACAGAACGUGCUGUUCGACGGCGUCUAUAUCAACAGCACUACAAACAAUGGGUACCCUGCUAGGAACACGGAUGGCGCAGAUACCAUCGACUCGGACCGCAUCACGUUCCGUAACAUGUACAUUCGAAACGGCGACGACGCGAUCGCCAUCAAAGGCAACUCUACCAACAUUCUAAUUGAAGAUUCCACCAUGGAUCACUCCCUGGGUAUAGCCUUUGGAAGUGUUGGCCAGUACAAAGGCGAGUUUGAGCGCGUUGAGAACGUCACUGUGAGGCGUAUCAAGGGUUUGGGAACUCGGCACGGCGCGUAUGUGAAGACGUGGACUGGAGAUCAGGUGUCUUACCCACCGAAUGGAGGUGGAGGCGGUGUCGGAUCCCUCCUCGACUUCGAUCUCACUGCAACACGAGAGGCGCCCUUCCUCAUUGGCCAAUGCACCAGUUUCAGUGGUCAACAAGGUGACUGCGAAAGCAGCACGUUCAAGAUUUCAGACAUGACGAUACGGAACUGGGUAGGCGAUGGCGCGUCUAGCUACGUUGCGGAUAUGAACUGCAGCCAAGGCUCCGGAGGUUGUGAAGACAUCACUAUUGAGGACGUUGACUUGAAAAACACCACAACCGGGGCUGAUGUUACCAAGUACCGAUGCCGAGACGUUGUUUCUGUACAUGAUUUUGAGUGUAGCUGA